UUUGAAGCAUUUUGGGGAGUAUAAAUGCCUUAUAUUCCUCUUCAUUGUUUUUCACAAUAAUAAGAAGAGAAAGAAGUCCUAAUUUGGCCUUCUUUCUCUCCAACAUCUUCCUCUCUCUCUUUUUAACUCCCUUAUAAACAUGGGUGGUUGCACUAGCAAGCCUAAAACCAUGGAGAAGGAAGCCGUCCUCGCCCCUACCUCUGUUCCCCUUCUUGUUGUUAAGGAGUCCAAGAAGACGAAGGAUGAUAAUGAAGCUAAUGAGAAGAAGGUUGAGGGUGAACCAACCAAAGAAGCAAUCCAGGACAAAAAGGAGAAGCCUAAAGAAGAAGACCACAAAGAAGGCGCCAAGGAUCAAGCAGCAUCGCCUGUCGCCACCACUGCCGCACCUGCGGUGGUCGAAGACAAAAAUGCCGCUGUCCAAGUAGCUGCUGUCGUGCCUAAGGAACUCACCGUCCAAGUAGCGGCUAUCGAGCAUAAGAAACCCGCCGUCGAGGCACCGGUAGCGGACGGUAAACCCGCCGUCGAGGCACCGGUGGAGGCGAAGAAGCCCGCCGUCGAGGCACCGGUGGAGGCGAAGAAGCCCGCCGUCGAGGCGCCGGUGGAGGCGAAGAAGCCCGCCGUCGAGGCGCCGGUAGAGGCGAAGAAACCCGCCGUCGAGGCACCGGUAGAGGCAAAGAAGCCCGCCUUCGAGGCACCGGUAACGGCCGAGAAACCCUCCGUCGAGGCACCGGUAGAGGCGAAGAAGCCCCCCGUCGAGACACCAGUAGAGGCGAAGAAGCCCCCCGUCGAGACACCAGUAGAGGCAAAGAAGCCCGCCGUCGAGGCACCAGUAGAGGCGGAGAAACCCACGAUUAAGGUACCGGGAGAGGCAAAGGAACCAAGCGUUGAGGCGGCAGCAUCAGCAGCAGUGGCAGCGGAACAAAAACAUUAGCAGGAAAAACACAAUGAAAAUCAUUGGAAUAUGUAACAUUUAAUUCAUUUCAUUUUAGAAAUUAUGAACGGCAAUGGCAAAUGCUUAUAAUUCUUUUAUUCCAUAACUUCCAUCCCACUAGUUUUUUCCCCCAAAUUAAAUUUUAUUUAUUAAUUUUUUUGCCACGUGGCCAUUAUUUAGCUUGGGACUCCGAUAACUUCAUUGAUAACCAUCAUUUCUAGUAUCGUAUGCUCAGAAACAAACGAACCGAAAGAUAAGAUCUGAAACGGGAGCGGCGAUGAAGAAAUCUACGGCGGCGACGACGGUGGCGAUUCUGUGCUUCAUCCUACUCUCUGCGGCAGCGACGACGGUUUCAGCCGACGCCGCAGACUGCAUCGACGGCUGCUUCACCGCCUGUGUCCAGAAAGACACGAGACUGAUGCAGCGUUGUGAGGGCAAGUGCAGGAUUAAAUGCGGUCCAGAUACUAAAUUUAAAGGCGAAGAUAUUAUGGCUUAAAAGCAACUGAGGAGAGAAAUAAAUAAGGAAAUAUAAUUAUAAAUUAACGUUUCUCGUGUCUUAAUAAUCAUUGUCGUGUUUGUAAACUCUAAAUUCUCGUCAGGAUUGUGUAAUGUUUUGUGUUUCUAAUUAAUAUGUUUUUAAGUCUGGUUUGAUAACUA
Cucurbita moschata (crookneck pumpkin) is the source of this 1588-nucleotide messenger RNA. RefSeq names its product neurofilament heavy polypeptide. The record is from RefSeq and is a predicted model, not a curated record. NCBI's taxonomy places the organism in Eukaryota, Viridiplantae, Streptophyta, Magnoliopsida, Cucurbitales, Cucurbitaceae. The transcript is spliced from 4 exons. The coding region runs from base 140 to 931 and encodes 263 amino acids.